AUGUAUCAGUCUAUACACGGACAGGUGGAGACAGAGAUUUGGUGUAGUGAGUGUUCCACCACUCUACUGUCUGGUAACUGUAAACCUGGACCAACACCAGGCUCCUUCAUCUGUACCUCCCACCACCACCCCCAGGGGGCGCUGCCAACACACACCCCUCUCCGAGACCUGCCCAAAAACAACCCUACUACCCUUGCUGCCUCCAAAUACACCCCUCACCCUCCUCCCACUGUCAAGACCACCCCUCUCUCAGACCUCUCCAAGAAUACCCCCGGACCCAAAUAUACCUCUCACAUUCCUCCCAAUGUCAAGACCACCCCUCUCUCAGACCUCUCCAAGAAUACCCCCGGACCCAAAUAUACCUCUCACAUUCCUCCCACUGUCAAGACCACCCCUCUCUCAGACCUCUCCAAGAAUACCCCCGGACCCAAAUAUACCUCUCACCCUCCUCCCACUGUCAAGACCACCCCUCUCUCAGACCUCUCCAAGAAUACCCCCGGACCCAAAUAUACCUCUCACCCUCCUCCCACUGUCAAGACCACCCCUCUCUCAGACCUCUCCAAGAAUACCCCCGGACCCAAAUACACAGACCCCUCAAAAUCCACCCCAGCUCUGACACCCACUAGUACCCCCUCCAAAUAUGGCCCUAGCUGGCUGAGCUCCAAAACCACCACCACCUCUGUCGCCUCCUUGCGGCCCAGCCCGGGGCUCUCCUCCCUGGGCAUAGUGAGCCCUGCAGCCUCUGGACCCACCGCAGUCCCACGGAGCUUCAACACUACAACUAGCGCCACCACUCCCACAGCAUCCAAGACCCAGCAGGCCCGGCUCCAGUUCUUCCAAUCUGGGAACACCCCCACUGGGCAGGAGAACCAGGGCAAGACCCAGACUCAGGGACCGGCACAGAGUCUACCCACAAAUAGAGUCCCGAAUGCCGGCUCGCAGGGGACAGUAGUGGGGGUUGGCCAGGGUGUGAGUGUGGUAGUGAGUUUGGGUGGGGUAGGGGGCAAGGGAGGGGGUUCAGGUUGGGGUGGGGAUAAGGGUGUGAAUGUGGUGGUAGGUGGGGGUACAGGUGGGGACAGGGACGUGGUUCAGGGUAGAGGUAGAGUUGUCUUCAAGAUGGAUAGUGAUGUGAAAGCCUCUCCAUCUAAAGAAGACUGCAGUACCAAGACCCAGGCUGCUGCUGUCAUCACUAAGAAACUAACAGAGAACAACACCACAACAACAGCUGGUGCUGUCAUCACUAAGAAACUAACAGAGAACAACACCACAACAACAGCUGGUGCUGUCAUCACUAAGAAACUAACAGAGAACAACACCACAACAACAGCUGGUGCUGUCAUCACUAAGAAACUAACAGAGAACAACACCACAACAACAGCUGGUGCUGUCAUCACUAAGAAACUAACAGAGAACAACACCACAACAACAGCUGGUGCUGUCAUCACUAAGAAACUAACAGAGAACAACAACACCACAACAACAGCUGGUGCUGUCAUCACUAAGAAACUAACAGAGAACAACAACACCACAACAACAGCUGGUGCUGUCAUCACUAAGAAACUAACAGAGAACAACAACACCACAACAACAGCUGGUGCUGUCAUCACUAAGAAACUAACAGAGAACAACAACACAACAACAACAGCUGGUGCUGUCAUCACUAAGAAACUAACAGAGAGCAACAACACCACAACAACAGCUGGUGCUGUCAUCACUAAGAAACUAACAGAGAGCAACAACACAACAACAACAGCUGGUGCUGUCAUCACUAAGAAACUAACAGAGAGCAACAACACCACAACAACAGCUGGUGCUGUCAUCACUAAGAAACUAACAGAGAGCAACAACACAACAACAACAGCUGGUGCUGUCAUCACUAAGAAACUAACAGAGAGCAACAACACAACAACAACAGCUGGUGCUGUCAUCACUAAGAAACUAACAGAGAGCAACAACACCACAACAACAGCUGGUGCUGUCAUCACUAAGAAACUAACAGAGAGCAACAACACCACAACAACAGCUGGUGCUGUCAUCACUAAGAAACUAACAGAGAACAACAACACCACAACAACAGCUGGUGCUGUCAUCACUAAGAAACUAACAGAGAACAACAACACAACAACAGCUGGUGCUGUCAUCACUAAGAAACUAACAGAGAGCAACAACACCACAACAACAGCUGGUGCUGUCAUCACUAAGAAACUAACAGAGAACAACACCACAACAACAGCUGGUGCUGUCAUCACUAAGAAACUAACAGAGAACAACAACACAACAACAGCUGGUGCUGUCAUCACUAAGAAACUAACAGAGAGCAACAACACCACAACAACAGCUGGUGCUGUCAUCACUAAGAAACUAACAGAGAGCAACAACACCACAACAACAGCUGGUGCUGUCAUCACUAAGAAACUAACAGAGAACAACAACACCACAGCUGGUGCUGUCAUCACUAAGAAACUAACAGAGAACAACAACACCACAGCUGGUGCUUCAAUUCCUCCCUGGCCCCCUGUAGGACUGAAGAAGACUGAGAACAGAUCUCCCUCUCUCAGACCUACCCCUGCUGAAACACCUAAGAAAGAGACAGAGACUCCUAAAAAGGAGACUGGGGGCAGAGUUAAGCUAAAAGCAGACCCUUCUCUCCUCGCCCCCCUCACUCCCAACACAAACACCUCCACCCCGACCCCAGCCAGCAGAACAGGCCUGUGGAACAAACCCCUAGAUAAGGCACCCGGAGCUGCUUCUCCCAGCAACACUAUGGCAACAGCAGACAACAGCAGCUCUCCUGCUGACUGGCGGUCCAGACUCAAACCUGCCUCCAAGCCUGUAGGACCUAAAGACUCCUCUCCCCUCCACCCUGACAUUCAGAAGGCUGAAUCCCUGUCUCGGCCCCGGGCCGGUGGAUCAGGAAACCUCCAGGCUUCAGUCCCUGCUGGGUCUACUCUGGCCCCCUCCAGCCCUCCAGAAGCCUCCUCACCCAGCCCGCUGAACACCGGCCCUGGGACAAGCGGCGUUCUGACAGGGAAGAGCUCAACGACAGCCAACGGCCCCAACACAGACACCAACACACCUAAACCAGGUAAACCAGACUACAUCCCGAAGGAAGAGCUCCUCAGAGAGCUUCAGGAGAUAGAGGACAGUGUUAAUGAGUUGGAGAGGAAAGGAGUGGACCUGGAGAAACAACUACGCUCCUGUGAAGAAGAGGGAGAAGAGGACGUGGUGAUGGAUGACCUGAUGGUGGAAUGGUUCAACCUCAUCAGAAACAAGCAGGUGUCCAUGAGGAGAGAGUCUGAACUGGUGUACAUAGCGAAGACACAGGACUUAGAGGAACAGCAGCCCAGUGUAGAGCAGGAGCUGAGGAGACUCAUGGACAAACCUGAGCGGCUGAAGACGUUGUGGGACCGUCGUAGAGAAGAGGAGUUGAUGGUCAAGCUGGUGGAGAUCGUCAAUGACAGGAACGCCAUCAUAGAAGGACUGGACGAUGACCGACUCAGGGAGGAUGAGGAAGAUGAGCAGCUCAAUAAGAUGAUGAAGAACCUAGACACAAAGAAAGAAAAGAAGAAGAAGUCUAGCUUUAAGUUGUUUGGUAGGAACAAGAAGGAGGGAUGAUCCCACGAGGAGGAACUCUGGGACACACUGUUACACUGCUUUAGAUGUGCUUAUUACUGCUUUGAUAGUUCAUGUAUUGAAGUCUGUUAGCUCUCUGAUUCAUGUGUCUAUAAUAUGCUCCUGCCAGUGUGUGUGUGUGACCCCUCAUUGUCAUCCGUCAUCACACUGUCCUCUGUGUCAAGCUGAAACCCAGUAUAACACCACACAUCCACACUGUGUCUGUCUGUCUGUAUGUAAUGUGUAUGUAAUGUGUGUGUGGUUAGUUAAUCUGUAUGAUGGGGAUUAUGUAGGGAUUAGAAGAUAUCAAAGGAACUCUGGCCUCGCUGUCUAAUAAUGACUCACUGCUAAUGGCUUACAUCACUCACUGUACCGUGUGUCUGUGCCCUUUGACCUCUGCUGUUUUAAAUGUUUACAGGCUAUAGAGAGACGUUGUUUUGUUCAGGGGUCGGACAACUCUUCUUAUGACAUACUAAUCAUCACGUUUUUCUGUAGCUUCAUCUGUCCCAUGGGAUGGUUUAUCUUCUGACUCCAGAUCAGAUGUUAGCGCUGUAAUCGCCCCCUAGUUUGUUUUAUAAUGUUAUGCCCUGACUCCAGAUCAGUGAUGAGUGUCUUAUGAGCUUUUAUUAAACAGCAUUUUGCAUUGAUCAAAGUUAAUGUGUAUAAAUGCUGGCCCUUCAGCCAAAGGGUUUUUAUUCAGUAUAAUAGACUCGCAUUUAACAUUCUGUUAUAAUGAUCAGUGGUGCCUUAGUGACAUCAUAUUCUGUUAUAAUGAUCAGUGGUGCCUUAGUGACUUCACAUUCUGUUAUAAUGAUCAGUGGUGCCUUAGUGACAUCACAUUCUGUUAUAAUGAUCAGCGUGGUGCCUUAGUGACAUCACAUUCUGUUAUAAUGAUCAGUGGUGUCUUAGUGACAUCACAUUCUGUUAUAAUGAUCAGCGUGGUGCCUUAGUGACAUCACAUUCUGUUAUGUUCAGCGUGGUGUCUUAGUGACAUCACAUUCUGUUAUAAUGAUCAGCGUGGUGCCUUAGUGACUUCACAUUCUGUUAUAAUGAUCAGUGGUGCCUUAGUGACUUCACAUUCUGUUAUAAUGAUCAGCGUGGUGCCUUAGUGACAUCACAUUCUGUUAUGUUCAGCGUGGUGUCUUAGUGACAUCACAUUCUGUUAUAAUGAUCAGCGUGGUGCCUUAGUGACAUCACAUUCUGUUAUAAUGAUCAGUGGUGCCUUAGUGACAUCACAUUCUGUUAUAAUGAUCAGCGUGGUGCCUUAGUGACAUCACAUUCUGUUAUAAUGAUCAGCGUGGUGCCUUAGUGACAUCACAUUCUGUUAUUAUGAUCAGCGUGGUGCCUUAGUGACAUCACAUUCUGUUAUAAUGAUUAAUAGUGCCUUAGUGACAUCACAUUCUGUUAUAAUGAUCAGCGUGGUGCCUUAGUGACAUCACAUUCUGUUAUUAUGAUCAGCGAGGUGCCUUAGUGACAUCACAUUCUGUUAUAAUGAUCAGUGGUGCCUUAGUGACAUCACAUUCUGUUAUAAUGAUCAAUAGUGGAAAACAGAAAUGUGGCCAGUUUUAGUCUUGUGGAGAAACCAGGAAAUGAAUGAUUUGACCAGGAAAUGAAUGAUUUUGAUCAGGAAAUGAAUGCGUGAAUGAUUUGACCAGGAAAUGAAUGCGUGAAUAAUUCGAUCCAUAUUGGAUCUGAGUGCGAAUGUGCUAUUCAAAAUGGUCAAUACCUGAGUCGUCAUUGAUGAGGGGAAAUUUGUUUUUGCUAACGGCACUUUUAAUAAAUGACAAGUAACUGUUUUCUUUUUAGAUGGUUGUGUCAGAAUUGAGACAUUUUAUGAAUCGAGAUAAUUGUUAAAUGUACGUUUUUUUCCCCCCCCUCUGUAUAAUUUGUGAGCGGAUUUGUGGUUUUAUCAGAAUGGAGACUUGUCUUUCUAAUUCAACAGUGCUAUUGAAGGAGCUGUAAUCAACUGUGGAAGGCAGACUACAGUUGGACCAAAACCACUAAAAGCGUGUAACUGAUCCUGUGUUCCCUCUGUUCCCAUGUGUCUCCCUGUAUAUACUGUCCUGUGUUCCCUCUGUUCCCAUGUGUCUCCCUGUAUAUACUGUCCUGUGUUCCCUCUGUUCCCAUGUGUCUCCCUGUAUAUACUGUCCUGUGUUCCCUCUGUUCCCAUGUGUCUCCCUGUAUAUACUGUCCUGUGUUCCCUCUGUUCACAUGUGUCUCCCUGUAUAUACUGUCCUGUGUUCCCUCUGUUCCCAUGUGUCUCCCUGUAUAUACUGUCCUGUGUUCCCUCUGUUCCCAUGUGUCUCCCUGUAUAUACUGUCCUGUGUUCCCUCUGUUCCCAUGUGUCUCCCUGUAUAUACUGUCCUGUGUUCCCUCUGUUCCCAUGUGUCUCCCUGUAUAUACUGUCCUGUGUUCCCUCUGUUCCCAUGUGUCUCCCUGUAUAUACUGUCCUGUGUUCCCUCUGUUCCCAUGUGUCUCCCUGUAUAUACUGUCCUGUGUCUCUGCACUGUUUAUUCCUCAUAUCUCCUUUUUUCUUCAAUAAAUUCAAUAAUGAUGGAAAAUUUA
Salmo salar (Atlantic salmon) is the source of this 6177-nucleotide messenger RNA. The record is from RefSeq and is a predicted model, not a curated record. NCBI's taxonomy places the organism in Eukaryota, Metazoa, Chordata, Actinopteri, Salmoniformes, Salmonidae.